AUGGAAAAGAUAAGAAACCAUCACUCAUCCAAGGACAUCGACAGAGUGUUAAACUCUAAAUCAAACCCAAGAUAUAGAAAAAUCUGCUCCUUUAAUGUUACCAGACCAGAGGAUUAUCUUCAGUUCAGGGCUCUGAAUUUAAACAAAUUAAGAGCCGUUAGUCGUCUCAGAGUAGCAAGUAAAGAUUUUAUGAAAAUAUACUUAAAAGAUGCUACUUUGACUAUUAAAUCCAGUGAGGCGCGGAGGAAGAUAGAAAAAAGGGUCGUUAGGGAAGGAGAGGGUGUUGUCCAAGGCGCUCUAGGUGGGCCGUCGUUAUGUACUCCACUUCUUCUGCUUCUGGUCGGUCCUCGUCAGCUGAAGGAUACUGCCUGUCAGGAGCAGCCUUCUAGUAGUCCUCUUUAG
Molecule: messenger RNA, 402 nt
Organism: Nezara viridula (southern green stink bug)
Lineage: Eukaryota; Metazoa; Arthropoda; Insecta; Hemiptera; Pentatomidae
Source: the annotation of a GenBank genome assembly